Molecule: messenger RNA, 2175 nt
Organism: Purpureocillium lilacinum
Lineage: Eukaryota; Fungi; Ascomycota; Sordariomycetes; Hypocreales; Ophiocordycipitaceae
Cellular component (GO): nucleus
Molecular function (GO): nucleic acid binding; exonuclease activity
Source: RefSeq, a predicted model, not a curated record
AUGGUAGCGGACUUCAGACAACAGUUCCAGCGCGUCAAACAAUUCGCCCGUCACCUCUUCGGCGCCUCACCCGAGCCAGGCACCGCCCGAGAUCGCUCCAACUCCCAAGGCGACCCGCCUGGAGCUGAGGGCCCAGAAAACGACGACGCUAGCAUGAAGAGAUCAGUCCCGGAUGAUGCCUCUAGCGAGAGCAGCCUCAAGAGGGCGAGCCCCCACGACGACGGUGUCGACCAGGGCGGCGAGUGGCAGACCGUCACCCGCCCGAACAAAAAGCAAAAGAAGGUCCCGCGCCCGGGCAAGAGCUAUCCCGCCCUGAAUUUCUCGUCGAGUGCUCGCCUCAACUCCAAGGUCAACCUCGGCCAGCUCCGCGACCUCGUCCUCUACAUCUAUGCCGAUGGCCCAGCUCCCCAGUGGAUCGCCGUCUCCCACCGGCCGCACUUCCGGAAGAUUGUCGCCAUCAUGAUCCCGGGCCUCGAGGAGGCCAUGUUCAAGGCGAAUGUCGACUUUGCGACCUUCGAUGACGCCGUCAAGUCCAAGGAGCCACGUAUCGCCACAUCGCCCGACGACUACUAUCCCCGUACGCUAUCCAAGGACAAGCUGCCUCGGGCCCUGCAGCCCUUCGCUGAUAUGUUUCCACACCUGUGGCCCGUUCGAACCCCCGGCGAUGACAAGCACGGCAAGAUGCACUCGCCUUUGGCUGCCUUCCUCACUGCUCCUGCGCCCAAGGACAAGGGGUCUUCCAACAAGACCGGACCAAAGCCAUACGCGACCCCUCAGGGUUGGAAAGAUGAGAGGACGCCAAUCACUGAGUUUCUCGCUUCUGCGGACGAGCUCAAGGACAAUGGCUUCGUCGUCCACCCCGCCCUGCUCUCGGAGGAGGCCCGCAAGAACUUUGUCCUCCCCGAGGGCUGGGUCCUCACCGAGGUCGACAAGCUCGAGGACGGCGAUGUUCCCGACAAGGACAUUGAGAAGGGAUCCGUCCUGGCUGGCCGGACUGUCCUGGGCCUCGAUUGCGAAAUGUGCAUGACGGGCGAGAAUGAAUUCUCCCUGACGCGCAUCAGCCUCGUUGACUACUCCGACGGCAGUGUCGUCUUGGACGAGCUCGUCAAGCCCGACAAGCCCAUCACUGACUACGUCACACGCUUCUCUGGAAUCACGGAGGAGAUGCUUGCACCGGUCACGACAUCACUGCGCGACAUCCAGCAAAAGCUGAUCAAGAUCCUCCACCCUCACACCAUCCUCGUGGGCCAUUCCCUCGAAUCCGACACCAAGGCCAUCAAGCUGUCGCACCCCUUCAUCGUCGACACCUCCCUCCUCUACCCCCAUCCCCGCGGCCCGCCGCUGAAGCAGUCCCUCAAGUUUCUCGCCCAAAAGUACCUCAACCGAGAGGUCCAAAAGGGCUCCACCCUCGGCCACGACAGCAUAGAGGAUGCCAAGACGUGCCUAGACCUCGUCUCCCAGAAGUGCGCAAAGGGAAAGCUCUGGGGGGUUAACGAGAACCAGGGCGAGAACCUCUUCCGCAGGCUGGCGAGAGUGGGCACGACGUACAAGGCCCAAGGCGGCGACGGAGCAACCGGCGGCGUCGAGUCUGGCAAGACGAGCGCUGCAGUGGACUGGGGCAAUCCCCUUAAGGGUCCGGGAGCCGGAGCCACGCACGCGUUCGGAUGCCAGUCCGACGAGGAGGUAACGACGAACAUCAUCCGCGCCGUCAAGGGCGACCCCGACGGCAAGGAGGUCAGGGGCGGCGGCGCCGACUUUGUAUGGGGCCGCAUGCGCGAGCUCGAGGUCCUCCGCGGGUGGUGGAACCGCAACAAGCUCGAGAGCACCAGCACGGACGGCGGCCCGCCCGACGAGGAGGCCCUCAAGGAAAUACUGGACGACGGCGCCGACGAGGCCAGCUCGCCGCUCGAAAAGGCGCUCGUGAGGCUCAUGGACCGGCUCGGCCGCAUAUACGAGGCCCUGCCCCCGUGCACGGGGCUCAUCGUCUACUCGGGCUCGGGCGACCCCCGCGAGAUGGCCCGCCUGCAGCAGAUGCAGGGCCAGUGGCGCAAGGAGUACAACUCGGGCGUCAAGUGGGACCAGCUGAGCGUCCAGUGGACCGACACGGAGGACCAGCUGCUUCGCAAGGCCGUCCAGGAGGCGCGGUCCGGCAUUGGCUUCGUCGGCGUCAAAUAG